This is a messenger RNA of Neurospora tetrasperma FGSC 2508, 711 nucleotides long. RefSeq lists its product as uncharacterized. Lineage: Eukaryota; Fungi; Ascomycota; Sordariomycetes; Sordariales; Sordariaceae. Bases 1 to 711 code for a protein of 236 amino acids. The transcript has a single exon. The record is from RefSeq and is a predicted model, not a curated record.
AUGGACUCAACCAUUGAAGUUACCCAACGCCUUGACAGGCUCAGCAUUGCCACCAAUCUCCCCUCUUUUACUCUCAACGAAGCCUCAGCUUCUCCUGGGCCUUCUCGCCGCAACAUGAACCAGUCUUUUGUCUCUUCCGAGACUUCCACCCAAGGACAAACCGCAACCGCCAGCACCACCAUCCACGGCUCUGACACCGACAUCACCAUGAGUAACGACCUCAUCACCGCCACCAGAAACCUUUCACUCAGGAGCAACCCACUCCAGAACCGCCGCGCCCUAGAAGCACACGGCCGCGGCCACGCCGAGUGGUCUCGCCUGUGCAACCAACUUUCUGCUCGCCACGGCACCGUCUCCAUCGCCAUGAUGAACAUCCGCGCACGCGAGCGCCAGGCCGCCCAAGCUCUCCCUCGGUCUCGCCCUCAUUCUCGUCCUCGUCUUCGCACUUCCUCCCGAGAGGCCUGCGAAGAAGCAGGUAGCUUCUUCAGACACUGUGCCCAGAUCCAAAGCCAGACUGUCAGAGCCCACCACCACCACCAUCACCACCACCACCACCACCACCGGCCUCGGACUCCUCCGGUCACUGCCACCACCGGUGACGUUGCGGGCCUGACGAGAGAAGAGCACCAUCGUAAUUUGGUCCGGGCCCAGCUAAGGUAUCGCUUGCAGAUCAGGUUGGUUUCGGCAAUUGCUGCUAGGGCUGGACAUUGA